AUUCCAUCAUGGCAGAGUCAGAUAUGAGUGCACAGGAGUGGAAGCACAAGGGUUGCGAAGAGUCUAGAAAAGGCAAUUUGUCAGAAGCAUUGAGUUACUACUCAAACGCACUGAAACUAACAGAGGACAAAGCUGAAAAAGCAUGUCUCUACAGAAAUAGAGCUGAUAUUUAUUUACAGCUGAGCAAUUACGAGAAAGUUAUUAAUGACUGCAAUAGUGCGUUAAAGAUAUGUUGUAGCGAAGCAUUGUUACAAAGAUGUAAAGCACUAGAAGCGUUAGAAAGAUUCGAGGAGGCAUAUCAGGAUGCAGAGAUUCUUAUUGCAUUAAAUCCUAAUAACGAAGAUUUUCAACGCGUAGUGGACCACUUACGUAAAAUUGUACAAGAACGUCGUAAGAGAAAGUUACAUAUUAAUGCCCAGGUAUCAGAAGUGCUGGAUCUAGCAUUUGACGAGAACACAAAUGAGAAGGAACGUGAAAUCGCUAUGAGUAAACUGCUUUUGCUCGCGGGUGACGACGCUGGUGCCGAGGAGAUCUUCAAAAAGGAAGGUAUAUCCAAAAUGGUUCACCUUGUGAAAGUGGAAAAGAACGAGGAAGUGAUCUGCAGAGCGAUUCGUAUUGUAACCGAGUUAUGCAAAAACAAUAUUAGUCGAACUGAGUCCGUUAUGAAAUACGUCGGUUUGCCUUGGUUCCUGGAAAUAAUGAGCAGCACAUCUAUAGAGAGAGUUAACGCGUCUCAAUAUUGUUUACAGAAUAUAUUGAACACUUACAGCGGCAUGAAUAAUAAUAAACCUGAUUCAAAUCGUAACGAGGAUUUAUAUGAGGCGCAUAAGAAGGAAAUAGACACGAUUAUGUUCUGCUUGUCGUACAGUAUAACGAGUAGAACGAUAACAGGCCUUGCUAGAGACGCAAUAAUAAAACUUAUUACGCAUAACAUUCAUUAUACUGCGUUAGACUGGGCCAAACGAUUUGUCGAACUUCGCGGUGUGCAAAGAUUGAUGGAGGUAGCCGGUGAAAUGGAGGAAUACAAUUCUGAAUCUUUGCUAGACAUCACGUCUUCUACGCGAACUAUAACCAGUGUGUGCUUAGCAAUGGUAUAUAAAAACGUGUAUAAGAACUGUGAUGAUGAGAAAACAUUUACCAAUGCCGUUGAUGAAUUUAUUGAAGAUAAAUUGCAUUCGCCUGACAUACAAUCUAAAGUGCGUGUAGUAGUUGCGAUAACAACCUUAUUAUUGAGCCCGUUAGAUGUUGGAAACACAUUUAUGGUUAAAGAAGGAAUUUUAGAGAUGAUCCUCGUUAUGGCGGGAAUGGAUGAUGUAUUGCAGCAGAGAGUGGCUCUCGAAUGUAUCGUAGCCGCUGUGACCAGAAAAGACAAGGUCGACGUGAUCAUAAAACAAGGUGUUAAUAUAUUAAAAAAACUGUGUCAAUCUCAAGAUGAUUCACUUCGGGUUCGAGCGUUAGUGGCUUUUUGCAAGAUGGGUAAUUCCGGAGACUCAGACGCGACUACCACACCGUUCGCGGAUGGAGUGACCAAGGAAUUGACCGAGGCUUGCAGACGAUUGUUGAUUAAUCUAAAGAAAGAAAAUAGAGAGUGGGCCGUAAAAGGUCUGUCGUAUCUGACUUUCAACACCGGAGUCAAACAGGAGUUGAUCGAGAAUCUAGAAGUCAUUGAAACGAUGAUCGAUAUCGCCGAUGAUCCAUCCACUCAUGAUCAAUCUCUCUUUGACAUGCUUACGACGUUGAUGAACUUGUGCAACGCUUAUGACGAGCAAGAAUUCGAGAUGAUAGAAUUGUCAAAGUUUGUCAAAUAUCAUUUUCCCGAGGAAUCUGAAUUGGACGACGACUUCGAAGAAGGAUUGAUCAACUUAUUAAUAGAUUACGAUGUGAUCACCUAUCUGUUGGAACUCGCUAAAACGGACGAUCAGAACUGCAAGGAAUUGAUAGCGCGCGUUUUCAACGCGAUAUGCAGUAAACAGAUAUUGGUAGAUGUAGUUGCUCCGGCUGUCGUGCCGGAAACAUUGUUGUCGUUGGCGCUGGAUGGCACAGUCAAGGGAAAAAAGCAGGCUUCGCUAGCCCUGGUCCAUUUGGCACUCACGAAGAGUAUUUUCCCUGAUGCUGAUAAUAUAGUUUCCGCUCAACUACUCAUGGAGUUUGUUCAACCGAUCGUAAAUCUUCUGAACCUGGAGUGUUCCGUUAAUGAGAAUUGCCAGACUCUAACAGCUUUGUGCAAUCUAGCUGAAGUCAACGACAGCAUCCGAGAACAUAUGUUCAAAGAAGGAGUAUUUCAGAAGAUUGAUGCCUUUGUGUACGAGGGGGACUAUCUUUUGAAAUUGGCGUCUGCAAAUCUUAUAAACAUUAUGAUAUUAAGCCGUGAAGUCGCUAUCCAGUGUUUCGAGCAGAAUAAUUCUCGAGUAGAUUAUCUUAUGUUAUUGUACAAGGACGAGAAUCAAGAUAUUAAUUUUGCAGCAGCUGCAGCUCUAGUGAAACUGACGGUGGCCAACAAAGAAGCUUGUAAGAAAGUUUUGGACUCGAAUUUCUGGUUAGAAUUCCUACGCUUUUUACUCACUAAUCCAAGCAGCAACAUACAACAAAUGGGUAUUAUACUUGUGCUAAGUAUGAUAAAAAGCAUGGAAGACUUUGCUGAAAAACUCAUUGAAACAGACAUAAUAGAACUACUGAGGUCAUUGAGGAAGAACGAUACCGUCCAAAACAAGAAUAUCAAGGAAUUGACAUCCAUUGCUUUAGAGGCUGUUGCGGAACGAUCUAUAAGUAAAGAAGCACUCAGCGUAAUAAGAUGGGAACGUGAUGCGGCAUGUCGAUUAGUACAAUCAGACCUUCUAAAUUAUUUGGAAAAAAAGUUAUGGGUAUAUGAACGUACUAAAAAUGUACCCUUAAACAUAUACUCAGAAUUCGGAAAAAUACUAACAGGACGAUGAUGUCUUUGUUGAAAGAAGAAAAUAUUUGAGAUCUGAAUAUCCUAUAUAUUUCUGAAUGUUCUAUGUUCUAUAUAUAUUCUUUAU
Temnothorax curvispinosus is the source of this 3017-nucleotide messenger RNA. RefSeq names its product protein unc-45 homolog B-like. The record is from RefSeq and is a predicted model, not a curated record. The transcript has 4 exons. The coding region runs from base 9 to 2933 and encodes 974 amino acids. Gene Ontology annotation, molecular function: Hsp90 protein binding. Lineage: Eukaryota; Metazoa; Arthropoda; Insecta; Hymenoptera; Formicidae.